This is a messenger RNA of Colletotrichum orchidophilum, 1101 nucleotides long. RefSeq lists its product as uncharacterized. The record is from RefSeq and is a predicted model, not a curated record. The transcript has 2 exons. Lineage: Eukaryota; Fungi; Ascomycota; Sordariomycetes; Glomerellales; Glomerellaceae. Bases 1 to 1101 code for a protein of 366 amino acids.
AUGGACCGUGUCAACGGAGAUUUGAAGAACAUUAGCAAUCGACAGAUGGAGCUAUUCGACGCCGACGAGAGCAUAGAAGAGAGGUUGGAACAGUUGGAGUCGGAUCAUGAUUCUUUGGCCAGUCAAGGAGGUCAGCACCCGGAUAUGACAGAGGAAACCACCUCGUUGGGUUCCGACACCCUGGUGGCCCUCAAGUUGCAACAGCCGUCGUCAGCCACGCAGCACAUCCCGCCCGAGGCUGAGGUCCAUCCAGGAGACACGUGCGUAGCUUCCCGUACCUCGCCAGCUCUGAGCGCCACUGAAUCCAACAUGAGCUCGAGUAGCUGCGGGGCCUGGACAGUUCAUAUCUCACUUCUGCCGACACCCUCUCAGCCCUUCCCAUUCGAAAGAGACACCAACGCCUACAAGCGCUGCUUAUCCCGGGGGCUUCAUCGGACUGUGGUAGUUGGCGGCCCUGACAGCGAGUCUUUCGUAGAGGCUGUUACAAAGUCGUUUGGUAGCCUACUCAGAGGAAGGUCCUGGAUGCCCCUACAGGCCAAGCUUUGCGACGCAGAGAAGCUCCAAGGGCUACCCAUGCUCAGACCACUAGACUCCAAACUUGUCGACAGCGAUUAUGAUCUCGGUUUCCUCAGAAAACAUUGCGGCGUCUGUGAGGCCAACGGCAAGAUCGAGUCUUUAUAUAUCGCCAUGCGCCAGGACAAGUUUUCAUGGCACUUUCUCCGAAACUCUCCGAUAUUCAUAGAAGGUCUCGAGAAUUGCUGGAUUUACGAUCAUUUCUUGGAUCCGAGCGACCCAGUUGAAGACGACCGUAUGGAAGAGCACGAUCGACCCUCAGCCGGAGAUAUCGUUCCGAGUCUCCCAAAUCUGAAGCGAGCGGCAUCCGAGAUGUCACGAACAGCCGGUUUAGCAACUGCAACGACAGGCGGCGAUUCCGAUGGAUCUCGGACUAAGACCCCGCGGACCACUUGCCUGCCUAGUAUAGUUGAAUCACGCAGACGUUUGGAAACCGUACGCGUGGCUGGCAUCCAGGACCCGUCUUUCCGAAGCAGCAGUGGUGAAUGUUGCGCGCUGCGCGCUGCACUGGCGCUGACGCCUUACUAA